Messenger RNA from Aphidius gifuensis, 348 nucleotides. Its product is annotated as speckle-type POZ protein-like. Bases 1 to 348 code for a protein of 115 amino acids. Gene Ontology annotation, biological process: regulation of proteolysis; proteasome-mediated ubiquitin-dependent protein catabolic process. Gene Ontology annotation, molecular function: ubiquitin protein ligase binding. NCBI's taxonomy places the organism in Eukaryota, Metazoa, Arthropoda, Insecta, Hymenoptera, Braconidae. The record is from RefSeq and is a predicted model, not a curated record. The transcript has a single exon. Gene Ontology annotation, cellular component: cytoplasm.
AUGUUUGAUCAUGAACAAUUCGAAGAAAAUGAAAACAACGAAGUGGUCAUUGAAGAUAUUGAAGAAGAUGUUUUUGAAGAAUUUUUACAUUUUAUUUAUACUGGUGAAUCACCAAAUGUUGACAAAAUGCCAAUGGAGCUACUUGCUGUUGCUGAUAAAUAUCAAUUAGAUUGUCUCAAAAAUAUUUGUGAAAAAGUAAUUCGUGAAUCGAUAAAUGUUGAUAAUAUUGCAAGUAUACUUGUUUGUUCUGAUAGAUAUAAUCUCAAAAAACUAUAUAAAAAAUGUUUAGAAUUUAUGAAAAGAAAUUUACGAAGUAUUGUUAAACUUGAAACAUUUGAAAGUUUAUAA